Dictyostelium purpureum is the source of this 216-nucleotide messenger RNA. RefSeq lists its product as uncharacterized. The coding region runs from base 1 to 216 and encodes 71 amino acids. The record is from RefSeq and is a predicted model, not a curated record. NCBI's taxonomy places the organism in Eukaryota, Evosea, Eumycetozoa, Dictyosteliales, Dictyosteliaceae. The transcript has a single exon.
AUGUAUCAUAAUAAUAAUAAUAAUAAUAAUAAUAAUAAUAAUAAUAAUAAUAAUAAUAAUAAUAAUAAUAAUAAUAAUAAUAAUAAUAAAAACAAUAAUUGUAAUGGAGGUAAUAAUCAUAAUAUAAUAACAAUAAUAAUAGCAAGAAAGCCCCAGAAAAGCAAUACAGAAUCAUCAACACCAAGUGCAAAAGAAAUGAUGCCAAAACAUUAUUAA